Macrobrachium nipponense is the source of this 2317-nucleotide messenger RNA. Its product is annotated as alpha-amylase-like. The transcript has 15 exons. The record is from RefSeq and is a predicted model, not a curated record. Gene Ontology annotation, molecular function: cation binding; alpha-amylase activity. The coding region runs from base 105 to 2297 and encodes 730 amino acids. Gene Ontology annotation, biological process: carbohydrate metabolic process. Lineage: Eukaryota; Metazoa; Arthropoda; Malacostraca; Decapoda; Palaemonidae.
GUCAUCUGCGCGUACGUUUCUUUUCUUUAUGUAAUGUCGAUAGAGGGAAGCGGGGUUAUAUAUAUACCGGAGAGUUGGUCGUAAUUUACCACAGCGCAGCAGACAUGGGGUCGCUCUGCAUCCUUAGGUUUAUAGUCUUCGCCUUUGCUCUAAGCGCAUGCGCGGCGCAGGAAGUGGGCUACGAGAACCCAGCUUGCAAUGGGAGGACCGUCAUAGUUCACCUCUUCGAGUGGAGAUGGACGGACAUCGCUCUGGAAUGCGAGAGGUUUCUAGCGGCAGCUGAAUUCUGCGGUGUGCAGGUUUCGCCUCCGAACGAGCAUGCCAUGAUCACCACAGACUACCCGUACCCCUGGUGGCAGAGGUACCAACCCGUCUCCUACAAACUGCAGUCGAGGUCCGGCACUGAAGAGGAGUUCGUCGAUAUGGUCCACAGGUGUAAUGCUGUGGGUGUAAGAAUAUUCGUGGAUGCCGUCGUCAACCACAUGGCAGGAGUAGGUCGACAGGGCAAAGGGUCAGCUGGCAGCAGUUUCAAUUCUGAUAACCGUGACUUCCCUGGAGUGCCCUACACAGCCGAACACUUUACCCCGAGAGACAUUUGUCCUUCGGGUAGUGGCAGUGUUGAUAACUAUGGAGACCCUUAUAACGUCCGUAAUUGCAACCUUGUCGGCCUGACGGACUUGUACGGGGCUACGGACUACGUACGUAAGGCGGUCUCUGGCUAUUUCAGCAAGCUGGUGGAUAUUGGUGUCGCCGGUUUUAGGGUUGAUGCUGCUAAACACAUGUGGCCGGAGGAUCUAAAAGCCAUGAUGGAUAUGACCCACGACCUUAACACGGAACAAGGCUUCCCUGCAGGAACCAGACCAUUUUUCGCCCAUGAGGUCAUCGACCGUAAUGAUGGAGCUGUCACUGUUCAGCAAUACUACGGACUGGGUCGUAUAACCGAGUUCAGAUACUGCCAGAAAAUUGCUUGGGGCAUCCAGGACCCAUCGCAGCUGGCCGGUAUUUAUGACCCUGGGUGGUUCAUGGCAGAUCCAGACAAGGCGUUUGUUUUCGUGGAUAACCACGACAAUCAGCGUGGACACGGCGGUGCUGGCGACACUUUAACUCACAAAUGGCCCCACGAUUACCGCCUUGGAGUGGCCUUCACUCUGGCUCAGCCUUAUGGUUUCACCCGAAUCAUGUCCUCCUAUUACUUCGGCGAUGACUCAGAUGCUGGCCCUCCACACAACAGUGAUUACAGCACAACCAACGUGGUCAUCAAUAGCGACAACCAGUGUGAAGGCGGAUGGGUUUGUGAGCACCGCUGGGAAUCCAUCUUCAAAAUGGUCCGUUUCCGAAACGCCGUCCCUGCCUCCUCCUGGUGGGAGAACUACUACUGCGAUGGGAAUGUCGUGGCUUUCUCCAGAGGCGACAAGGGUUUCUUUGCCAUGGUCAAGUAUGGCACAGUGUCACAGCAAACCUUCCAAACUAACAUGCCACAAGGUACCUACGAAGACAUCGUGUCGUGCCAGUCGGUCACCGUGAACGGGGAUGGAACGGUGGAGAUAUCCAUCACCAACGAGGACGAACCUGUCUUCGCCAUCUGCGUUGGAUGUGAUUGUUCUGAGCCGCCUAUUGUCACAGCCACUCCUGGACCUGAUCACACUACGGAACCCACAACGUUCAGCUCCACCACCGAGGGACCAACAGUUCCCCCGAUCGUAGAUGGUAUCCACAGAACUGUCAUCUUUAUGCACAAGCAGACUAUUGAUGGCCAGGACCUCUUCGUUCGAGGUGGAAUAGGCGAGAAUCAGCGCCCUGGCUGCACCGACGACGUCUCCACGGACCCUUGCGCCAUCGAUAUGGAAACGAACUCUUUGGGCGAGACUGACCAUUACAGCAAGUACAAUUCCUGGCGUGUUGGAGACAACAGGCUAGACUGGCUAGGAGGAGAGCCAGGUCAAGGCACUUACCAAGGCCAAGCUGCUGUUGGUUCUCCACUGGCAUGGACAUCCAACCAGCCCGGAAACCCCGGCUACCAAGAACUGAACCAGUGGGGGGAGCACUACUGGAUGAUAGACACGGACAUGAACUGCACGCAGACGGAGAAUGGCUGGUUUGAAUUAAAGGCCUUCUUGACGAACGAUGGCUCCGGUUGGGAGGGAGAUGUAAGCCAGAAUAGUAAAUGUUCGGGCUCUGCAGGAGGGUCGACCCCUUACACCAGCAUUAACCACCUUGGUAGGUGUGGUUUCGUCAACGUUUUCACCUUUAACUCUCCUGACUGUAUGAUUAACAAAUUCCCCGAUAACCAAUGGUGAUUAAACGCUUUUAAAAAAUA